AUGCGCAAUACUUUAUAUUUAACACUCUGCCUAUGGUUUCUGCUUGCCACCUGCACACACUCCUUCGUACAGGCGAGGCACCGACAUAAAGGUCAAGGAUCUACUGCUGCCACUACUAUUUUCCAAUGUCAAACACCUGGCUACUUUCCUGAUCCAUACAAUUGUCAAAACUACUAUAAAUGUCAAAGUGGCGGCACGUAUACGCGUUAUAAAUGUGGUUCACGUCAACGUUACUCCGUACAAAUGCAAUCGUGUGCAUUGUCCUCUAACGUAGUUUGUUAUGAUCCCGCAUUUCGGUGCACAGCCGUGGGUGAUCAGGGCGCCUGGCCCGGCGAUUCGCGCAUAUUCUAUACAUGUCAGGCUAGUGGAAGUGAUGGGAGGUUGCAGCCAGUGCUAUUUAAAUGUCCGGAUGGUACCUCGUUCGAUGGAGCUGCGUGCGCAUGA
Molecule: messenger RNA, 444 nt
Organism: Rhagoletis zephyria (snowberry fruit fly)
Lineage: Eukaryota; Metazoa; Arthropoda; Insecta; Diptera; Tephritidae
Cellular component (GO): extracellular region
Molecular function (GO): chitin binding
Source: RefSeq, a predicted model, not a curated record